GCGGGCGCGCGCGCGCGCACGCGCAGGUCGCUGGCGGUGACGGGUCAGUUUGUCGGGUGUCAACAUCGCCGGUGUCGGUGUCUGUCAGUCGGUGUCGGUGUGUGUGUGUGGGUGUGGGCCGGGCGGCGGGUCCGGGCCGCCAGUCGGUAAUAUCCGCACCGCUCCGUCCUGACAGCUUUGCUGAAGGGUCGAUCUUUGUUCUUGAAAGCAUGGCAUACAUGAAGAGUGGAUGGCUACUACGACAGAGUACCAUUUUAAAGCGAUGGAAGAAAAAUUGGUUUGAUCUGUGGUUCAAUGGUCAACUAAUUUAUUACGAUCAACUGAGGGAAGAUAUGGAAGAUAGGAUUCAUAUGAAAGUGGAUUGUAUUAACAUUCGAUCUGGAAAUGAGUGCCGAGACUUCCAGCCUCCAGAAGGAAAAUCCAGAGAAUGUUCGCUCCAGAUAGUGUGCAGGGAUGGGAGGACAAUCAACCUGUGUGCCGAGAGUCCAGAUGAUGCCAUGGCCUGGAAACUUGCUCUUCAAGAUGCACGGAUACAUUUGAACCUUUCUGGCGGACCUGAAAUUGUUUUGGAAGGUGCUGAUUUUGGCUCUGCUCCACCGCCAUACACCGCUUAUCCAACUGCACCACCACAGGUUUACAGCUACGACUCUUACAGUGGUACCUACAAUGCACAACCACCUCCUGCCCCUCAGCAAGUGAUCUACACAUCCAAUGGUCAACCCUAUGCCGUGGCCUAUCAGUACCCCUACCAAGGUCCUUACCCACCAGCUACCAAUCAUGUGAUCAUUCAAGACCGACGGCGUGAUGAUGGAGAUGUAGCACUGGGAAUGAUGGCAGGAGCUGCUACAGGCAUGGCAUUGGGCUCCCUCUUCUGGGCUUUUUAGGUCCCCCCAAACAGCUGGCUUUACUGUUUGUAAAGCUCGACUUUCCCGAUGGAAACUUUCCUUGCAAUUUGAACCCCCAAUUCCCUGCAGUGAUAUUCACUCCAGCACUCGAUUCAUCUGUACAUGGCAUCUUACUCUUUAUACAUUUCUACAUUCUGACAAAAAUGCGGUGGCAUUUCUACAUUUCUGGUUUUUAAUCCAUACUGAUGGGUUAAAAGUUCCCUCUUUCUCCCCUCAUUGUGGCAAUAUUACAUUCUUACUCAAAUGCAGUGAAUCCAAUGAUAUGAACCCAGUCAGGUUGGUUUGGACCCACUUCUGCUCCAGGUGUGACACUAGCACCAACUGUGAUUGGCUGAUGGGUUUAAUUGAAAUGAUUACUGCAAUUAAAAUUAAAGGUAACAGCUGACAACCCUUGAGUUAUCAAAGUUUUCACUCCCAGGAUUUUACACUUGGCUGUUUUUUUUUAAUUUUGAGCAAGUUUAGGAGUUUAAACCUUCUUAAAAUCAAAAUUCCAUAUCGUGGACCAACAAGCUGGGUUCCAGGAGUCAAAAUAUUUAAGGUACAGAAUAGCAACAGGCUCUUGCUUGACAUUGCAAGACUCAGUGCUAACAUUGCUUUAUGCCGUCAUGUAGGCCGGGAAGCAGUGGAUUUUAUUCCUGGUGACUUUAGCUUCCAGGAUUCACAUGGCACAGGGUACACUGGUUGGGGCCUGUCAUAUUUCCUGACUGUUAAUGAGCUCAGUGAGGCUGGAAGGUAGUUGCAUAUCACUUGACAUUUCUGUUUUUAUGUGCCAGCAUGUGUAUUGUGUAAUGGGAUCUAGCAUUUAAAACAUAAUCGGGUGCCUCUCACUGAAGAGAGUAAAAAUCUGUUUCUGCUGUAACAUAUCUUGCUCACUGCCCUUGGGGAGUUAUUUUGGACUCAUUCAGCAUUAAUCCUGGCUUUCUUUGCACAAAACUUCCACACUGCCCCACUCUCUGGUCUAUUAGAGUAACGCACCCAUUUCACCUAUUGUACUGACCCUGCUGCUUCUGGUUAAACAUGUGUGCCUUUGGUCUGAAACCAUGUCUGUCAAAAUGAUACUCAGAGUAACUAGUCUCAGUGCAAUGUAUAUCUAUUGUUACCUAGAAACUCCACACCCAGGUCCUAAACCACAAAAAGCAAGGAACAGGUUGCUGAGGAUUGUCCCCUUUGAAGUGUCUUUAACUGACUGACAAAUGUCAGGGCUUUGCAGCAUAUUGGAUCUUUCUACACUGUGCAACUGAGAGGUAGGAUGUGGGCUCAUUCCUCCCAGUUCCUCUCACUGUGAAUUUGCACCUUGUGAGUGAGGAGAAUUUCCAAAACCCUUCUGAAUCCCCUUUCCUCUGAAUUCCCUUUAUCUCGGCAACAGCAGACCCCUGUGACAAGUCUGUUGAUGUGAGGGAAAGUGUGGCUUGUGAGAGACCAAGAGAAAGAAAAUGAAACCUGUACUCUGUGACUACUAUAAAUACUGUUAGAAUUCUUUGUUUCAAUUUUUUUCUGACUUGGAGUUAAAGCUGCUGCAUUUUGCACUGACAGGUUAAUGUUACGCUAAAUUAAUGUGAUUCGGGAAUGUACUUGGAGUUGAUUUACUUUUAGAUUUUUGCCUUGUGGCAAAGAGAGGAAUCGUGAAUUGGGAUAUAAAUAUCAGCGCUGAUUUCUCUCUUUCUUCCACCCCCAUCCCACCCCCCUUUGUUCUAUUUUAAUGCAUAUUGUUUAAUUAGUAAAAGAGGAAUCUCGCUGUGCAGUCGGCCUGUUCUUACUACAGUGGCUGAACUUGCAUUUGCUGCUAAAAUUGUCCUGGGCCAAGAUCCAUUCAUCUGAUGGUUUUGUUAAUAACAUGAAUUGAUUCUAAGUUUAGUGUACCAAAGAGUUGUACAUUUUGUGGCUUUGCAACUGAUGGCUGUUGUGUCUAUAGACAACUGACAGAAUGCAAGAGUACAGACUUCAAUCCCCUUGUCUGAAAUGCUUCUGUUGAAAUGUAAUGGUUUUGUAAAUGCAACAGAUUUCAAAUUGGUUCCUUGAGUGAACUGAAUCAUAUACUUCUGGUACUUUUGUAAACCUAUUCCAGCAUUUGUUUCACCCUCUUUUACUCCCCUUUUUCAUGCUGCUUUAAACAGCAGAAAUUUCCUACAAUAUUCUGCUGUGUUUUCAUCAUUUUGUAAGCCUCAAAAGGCUCUAUUUUCGCCCAUAAAAUAUACAAUCAAUCCACUUUAUUGUUUAUCCUGUGAAUUGCUUUGAGAUGUCUCAACAACAUGAUAAGGCGCUAUAUUAAAUGCAAGGACUAUUAUUAAAGGAUGUUAUAGUCAAUAGUGGAGACUGGUCAAUAAAAAGUGUUAAAAGGUCUAGAGUUGGGGAAGGAUUACAGAAUUAGAUGGUUACAAAAGUAAAAGGUAGAGAAUGGCUGGGAAUGAAAUUGAAAUGCAUUGGAAAGUCAAAGUGUAAUUUGGUUGAUUUCCGNCCCCCCGAUACAACAAAAAGUUAUGAAUUAUUCUAUUCAUAAAAAGUAAUUGUAAAUGGGGAGGGUUUGAGAGCCAUUUGCUUCUAACAUUUGCUAGUAGCUGGCUAUUAUAAAUCUUUAUCUCUCUCCAUUGAUCUCUCCGUGAGUCACUCUUGUCCUAGCGAGUGGUUUAUAUUAAGAUCUGAUGUUAGGAUACAUAUCCCCUGUGCUGCAAAGUUAUGGAAAGACUGAGUGUGCAAUUUGUUUUUGUUGACUUAUUACUUGUUUAAAGCAAUGGAAUAAUUAUUGUGAUGAUCAACUAAUAACUGCUAUCGUAAAGUGAUUAAUCAAUAGUAAAACUAUUUACAUGUCUGUUGCUAAAUAUUGUCUGGAGUUAGAAAAUAUUUUUCUGUAGAAUGAUUUUGUGUCUCUAAAUAAACUGAUCGAUUGAUGUUGUA
Callorhinchus milii (elephant shark) is the source of this 3797-nucleotide messenger RNA. RefSeq names its product pleckstrin homology domain containing, family B (evectins) member 2 (gene plekhb2). Lineage: Eukaryota; Metazoa; Chordata; Chondrichthyes; Chimaeriformes; Callorhinchidae. Gene Ontology annotation, cellular component: membrane. Bases 210 to 884 code for a protein of 224 amino acids. Gene Ontology annotation, biological process: regulation of cell differentiation. The record is from RefSeq and is a predicted model, not a curated record. The transcript is spliced from 8 exons.